AUGAGCGCUCCGGAUCAGGCCCACGGCUCGGCCCAGGAAGCUAUCCGCGCAGCGGAACCUGAGCAAUACCAGGGUCUCCCGUCUGGGUCCUACACGGAUCUGAAGCUGCGCCAUGCCUCCGCUCAUCAUUUGCACAUGACUAACCGGCGUUUCUUCAUCGGGCCGAUUCCUGAAGGCUGGAUUCAUGGACACCGCAAGUCCUGGUAUAAAUCUCGGCUGCGAUUCAAGAAUUACACAUCCCAGACCUUAUCAUUUUCAGCGGAUCCAAUCGCCUCCCAUUACAGCCAAUACGAUGAGAAUCGAAACCAGGACCAGGCCGUUGUUUCGCCGCCAACUUUGGAGGAGGUCGCCCUCACCUUUACGCAUACGAAUGAAGAUCCUGGAACGGAACAAGACGAUACAGAGGCCGAGCAAACAGAAGCUGAGCAAGAUUCAAGCGAAGAGCCCACAGGCGAGCUUCGUACGCUCACUCAUCCAGAGGAAACACAGGAAACUGAGGCUACAGGCACUGAGGCUACAGGCACAGAGGCUACAGGCACAGAGGCUACAGGCACAGAGGCUACAGGCACAGAGGCUACAGGUACAGAGGCCACAGGCACAGAGGCCACAGAAACAGAGGAAGCGAAUCAGACAGAAGAGGAACCCUCCGAUGAAGAUUCCGAUGCUACGCCGAGGGCAAGCUCAAGAAGGCAAGAGCGGAUUUACGACAGUACGAUUGCAUCUUCUUCUUUCGUGACGGCCAGGGAAUUCGAAUCCAAUUCCGCAGACACGGAUAUAACGUCUUCUACCAUGCGCGCCACGGGGCUGCAGCCUCCUAGCCAUCGACCCCAAUCGCAAGGAUCGCAAGGUGUGAGCUUUGCCAGCCAAAACGGUCAGAGUCCCUUGAUAUCUACCAAUUCCGCAGUAGCAAGCGAAGCCGACUCCGCCACGCCUUUGUUCAAAUCAAAACUGAAGAGCAAAGCCAGCAAGAUAUCUUCCACAACUCACUUCUCCUUGGACCAACAGGAGCCCCAAAAUGAGGACGAAACCCAUCAAGAAGGUUUUGGGCCUGGAAGGCACAUGCCACAGCGAUUAACCAAGAAGAUGGCGAAAUACAACGCGAAAUACAACUUGGAUGACAAUGUCAAGGAUAAGCAGCAGAGACUGCGCUCCCGCAUAGCUAAGACUGGAGGUACUAUCGCUGCGAAUCGUCCUCGUCGGAGGAAAGUACAGGAUGGGGAGAUCGUCAAAGCUGAAAGGAUGCUUGUUUGCGUUGAAGAGACUCUUAAGGAGAAUCUGCCUUCCGACUAUAGUGAGAAUGACAGCCUACGGAUGGAAUCUCGCAGCGUGGACAAAUGGCGAGAGUUUUUGGUGGUUUGUCGAAAGAGCUCGGCAGAGCAUGCACCGUUUGCUUUGCAAAUGUACCGCACGCGCGUGAUCCCCGAUGCACAGAGCCCGAAUAACAAAUCCCGCCCCUACUACGAGAUCCUGUUAAAUCACAGGAACACCAAUGUCAACCUUUAUUCUGCUUUGGAUAAGACCCUCGUGGUCUGGCACCCUCGCAGACAUGGCACCAAAAUCUACAUCAUCCGUCCCAAAUCAACUGCCCAUGCUACUGAAUGGUACACCUUCAUCCGCCAGGUGCUGGGCUGGCGGCGUUCGACCAAGCUACCUAUCCAUGUACCUGAUCUGGGGGUCUCUUUGGUCUUCAAGCAUCCGUUUGAGCAACUAGAGGCUCGCCUCGGAGUGACCGAUGACGACAAUCGACACACUACAGUUCUGCCUCGGUCUACGGAUGAGAAGUAUGCCACUGCUACUAUUAUCCGCAAAUGCAUGGAGAUGCUCGAGGGCCGUCCUGAAUGGGCAGAGGUGUUACGGGCUUGGUCUAAGACCGAGAAAAUGGGUCUUGCCUGGAAGCGGUAUGAUCGUCUAGAGUGGUUGUUUGGACCUAACGAGGAGAACAUGUACGGAACUAUGGCGAUGGAGUCAUCACAUGAACUUGAACUGCGGCCUCGCCAUCAUUAUUCUACUGCGAUAAUGCAGGCAGGCAAGAAGGAAGAGGAGCCGUCGCCCGUCGAGGGAUUCUUGAUUCGACUUACUUCUCAGAAAGGUGUGCACCAGAGAAAGAACAAAAUGUUCUUCAAGCGGCUGUACUUCUUCACGCAGGAUCAUUACCUGUUGUUCUGCAGGCCGGCUAAAGCUUAUCCCCCAACGCCGCCGAAGCUUGCUCCGAUGGGUGGGGACGAGAGCGUGCCGUCUUAUCGAGAGAUCAUUGAUGAGAUGCCGAAUUCCUGGGAAAUCAACCCAUAUCCGAUCAAAGAUGGCGACAUCACGUGGCUGUCAAGUGGGAACGCUGAGUUUGUCCAAAGGCACGAUGAAGAAGCCUAUGCCCAGCUGCAGAGGAAUGUGCACAAUACCAAUCAUGCAGAUGGGUAUAUUGAUAUUUGUCGAGUGAAAGAAGUACGCCUGGUCCAGCGCGGGAGUAGCCCAGCCGACCCCAACAUUGCAGAGGGGCCUGCUGUGGACUUCCAACCGGAAGCAGCAGAUUCGAGGCAGGACGAUGGUUCAACCAAGCAAUUUGAUGACGACAGGAUAUUUGAAAUGGUGCUGGACAAUGGCCUGGUUGUCCGCUUGCAGGCCUACGACGCUGCUUCCCGGAGCGAAUGGGUCAAGCGUCUAGAUGCUUUGGUGAAAUAUUGGACAACACGCAAUGCCGACGACGCAGCUGAACUCCAGGCCGUGCGGCGGCGAAACCUCAAGUUACUGGACAUCGACGAGGAAAUGGAGUCGAUCGUGGGUCAGUUUGCAGAGAAAUGGGAGGUAAAAAAGGCCGAGGCCUCGCCUCAUCUCCACAACAUUUGCUCGCUAGUGGGCUGUCGUACAAUCAAGAUGUCUGGCCACCUCUAUCGCAAGCCUCGUCGCCAUGCCACCUUCACCAGGUGCAAUGUGCUCCUCAUUGCUGGGCAACUUCUCAUCUUCCGCUCUACGCUGCGCAAGGGGAACGGUGCCCAGAUCCCACACAUUCACCAAGAACAUGAAGCUACUAUCGACCUGCGUGACUGCUACAUUUACUCCGGACUUGUCACGGAGGCUGACCUGCUAUACGCCAACCAGACAUUCGACAGCAACAACCCAGGUCUCCACGCUUUGCCGCGAGUGUAUCUCACGUCGGGUGCCUUCACUAGCCGUGACGAGGAUACGUCGAUCACAUUUGUCAUUUGGCAGCCUCUCAGCAAGAGCUACUUCCGCGCUCAUGAACGAGAGGCCACGGGUGAAGCGAAACGGUCCCUACGCCACGUGUCGACACUGGGCAAGCACGGUCGGACGAUCGUGUUCAAAGCACGCAGUCGGGUCGAGAAAGACCGUUGGGUCCUGAGUAUCUCGUCGGAGAUAGAUCGCCUCCAGGAGGAGAAACAGGAAGACAUUCGUAUUGUUUCUCUGUGA
This is a messenger RNA of Penicillium cinerascens, 3423 nucleotides long. Its product is annotated as sporulation-specific 71 family protein. The coding region runs from base 1 to 3423 and encodes 1140 amino acids. NCBI's taxonomy places the organism in Eukaryota, Fungi, Ascomycota, Eurotiomycetes, Eurotiales, Aspergillaceae. Gene Ontology annotation, cellular component: prospore membrane. Gene Ontology annotation, biological process: ascospore-type prospore membrane formation; protein localization to prospore membrane. The transcript has 2 exons. The record is from RefSeq and is a predicted model, not a curated record.